Molecule: messenger RNA, 8483 nt
Organism: Phacochoerus africanus (Common warthog)
Lineage: Eukaryota; Metazoa; Chordata; Mammalia; Artiodactyla; Suidae
Gene: MRTFB
Product: myocardin related transcription factor B
Biological process (GO): smooth muscle cell differentiation
Source: RefSeq, a predicted model, not a curated record
CUGAGGGGUAGUCAGGUGGCUCACAUGGCAGCUCGGCAGCCCCAAAGAUGAAUAUCCCAAGAGACUUAGGCAGACUUAUUAUGACCUAAUCUUGAAAGUCAUGUAACUUCCCUUAUGCUGUAGCACAGAUGCCCAAAUGCAAGCAGAGGAGGCUUAGAGCAUCCCAUCUUUUGAUGAGAGUAAUGCCAAAGUCACAUUGUAAGGACAUGCAGGAUUGGAAAUAGUGUCAUGCCUUCCUUCUGAAAAUCCAACCUACUGCACUGAUGGUUUCCUUUCAGUGCAGGGAAGGGCCAUGUGGUAGAAUUCUCUGAGAUGAAAAGGACCACCUGUGGAAGAGUGAUCUGUUUGCAUCGUUGGUCUCUUUGACAGGCCACAUCUAAGAGGUGUCUCGAACGCCCUGUUGCUGGUGACUGGAGCACAAUGGAUCACACAGGGGCGCUAGACGCAGAGGACGAACUGGGGCCUCUAGCCCAUCUUGCUCCAAGUCCUCAAAGUGAAGCCGUUGCCCACGAACUGCAGGAGCUCUCCCUGCAGUCCAGUCAGCACCUGCCUCCUCUGAACGAAAGGAAGAAUGUGCUCCAGCUGAGGCUGCAGCAGAGGAGGACGAGAGAACAACUAGUGGACCAGGGCAUCAUGCCACCUCUGAAGAGCCCAGCGGCAUUCCAUGAGCAGAUAAAAAGCUUGGAACGAGCCAGAACUGAAAACUUUUUGAAGCACAAGAUUCGGAGCCGACCAGAUCGUUCUGAACUUGUCAGGAUGCACAUUUUAGAAGAAACAUUUGCAGAGCCAUCCCUGCAGGCCACUCAGAUGAAGUUGAAAAGAGCUCGACUAGCUGAUGAUCUGAAUGAAAAGAUUGCUCAGCGACCUGGUCCUAUGGAGCUGGUAGAGAAAAACAUCCUUCCCGUGGACUCCAGUGUGAAGGAAGCAAUUAUAGGCGUUGGGAAGGAGGACUAUCCCCAAACUCAGGGCGAUUUCUCAUUUGACGAGGACAGCAGUGAUGCUUUGUCUCCAGACCAGCCAGCCAGCCAGGAGUCUCAGGGCUCAGCCGCAUCCCCAAGUGAGCCAAAAGUUAGUGAAUCGCCAUCGCCUGUGACUGCAAACACUCCAGCCCAGUUUACUUCCGUGUCCCCAGCAGUUCCUGAAUUCUUGAAAAGUCCUACUACGGAUCAGCCCCCCACGCGGUCCACGGCGCCCGUCCUCCCCAACACCGUGUCCUCAGCAAAGCCCGGGCCAGCGCUGGUGAAGCAAAGCCAUCCCAAGAAUCCAAACGACAAACACCGUAGCAAAAAGUGCAAAGAUCCCAAGCCCCGGGUAAAGAAGCUCAAGUACCACCAGUACAUUCCACCAGAUCAGAAAGGGGAGAAGAACGAGCCGCAGAUGGACUCCAACUACGCCCGGCUACUCCAGCAGCAGCAGCUGUUCCUGCAGCUCCAGAUCCUGAGCCAGCAGCAGCAGCACUACAACUACCAGACCAUCCUGCCUGCACCACUCAAGCCACUCAAUGACAAGAAUAACAACAGUGGGAAUCCAGCUUUGAACAAUACCACCCCUAACACACCAAGACAGAAUACAUCUGCUCCUGUGAGAAAGCCAGGGCCUCUGCCUUCUAGCUUGGAUGACUUAAAGGUGUCGGAACUGAAGACAGAGCUGAAGUUAAGGGGUCUUCCCGUGUCAGGCACCAAACCGGACCUCAUCGAGCGCCUGAAACCGUACCAGGAGCUGAGUGGCGGUGGCGCUGCUGCAGGUGGCAUCGUGGCCGUGUCGACCUCGGCCAUCGUCACCAGUAACCCAGAAGUCACCGUGGCACUACCCGUUACAACACUGCAGAACUCUGUGACCAGCUCAGGCUCCACGUUCAAGGCAGACGGGCCCCCCACGGGGACGAGCAGCGCGGCGCACCUCGAGACCGGGAGCUCCCCGCUGCCCGUCUCGCCCUCUGCCUCCGAACAGUCAAGCCUCAGCGCCGAGGACACCAGCAUGGCCGACACGUUCACCGAGAUCAUGACCAUGAUGUCGCCGUCCCAGUUCCUGUGCUCAUCCCCCCUGAGAGCGGCCAGCACCGAGGACAGCCUCAGCCCCACCAGCAGCUCGCUGUCCAACCUGGAGCUGGAUGCGGCCGAGAAGGACCGCAAGCUGCAGGAGAAGGAGAAGCAGAUCGAAGAGCUAAAGCGUAAACUGGAGCAAGAGCAGAAGCUCGUGGAAGUUCUGAAAAUGCAACUGGAGGUGGAGAAACGAGGGCAGCAGCAGCAGCAGCGGCCUCUGGAGCCCCUGCCCAGCGCCCCGGCCCUUCCUGCCGCCAAGGCCGAGCAGACCCGUAGCGCCGCCGCUGCUGCCGCUCCCUCCGUCAAGGACAAGGCCCCGCUCCCCGACGGCCCUGGACCCGUCCCCGCCCCCGCCUCCGCGGGAGGCCAGAGCCUGGUUGCCAAAAAGGCGGUAGUGAUCAAGCAGGAGGUCCCCGCGGCCCCCGCAGAGCCGCACAGCCUGGUCCCGCAGUUUUAUGUGAGUUCCCAGGGCCCGCCGCCUGCCGGGGCCGCUGGGCCGCAGGCUUUACUGACCACGCAGACCGCGCAGCUGCUGCUCCCCGUGUCCAUCCAGGGCUCCAGUGUCACUUCAGUGCAGCUCCCAGUAGGCAGCCUCAGACUCCAGACGCCGCCACAGACCGGAAUCCAGACUCAGCCUCAGAUAGCAGCUGCCACCUUGCCCGCCGGCUUGGCCCAGACUGUACCUCAGAAACAAGACGCUUUCACGCCGCACAUGCUCGGUCAGCCUCAGCAAGUCCGAAAGGUGUUCACAAACUCAGCCUCCAAUUCGGUUCUUCCGUAUCAGACACCACCGGCCCCCGCGGCCCAGCAGCCCUUUCUUAGCAAGGCGAGCAACGGCGUCCUGCCGUCCAGAAGCACCGCCCUUCCGCCGCCGCUGCAGAACGGCCCCAACCCUCCCAGCAAGCCCGCCUCGCCCCCUCCGCCCCAGCAGUUUGUGGUCCCGCACUCUCUGUUCGGGAGCCCGGUCCCCAAGGCGAAGGACCCGCCCCGCUACGAGGAAGCCAUCAAGCAGACGCGCAGCGCCCAGUCGUCCCUCCCCGAGGUUGCCAGCGCUCACAGCCAGCAGAUGGACGACCUCUUUGACAUCCUCAUUAAAAGUGGAGAGAUUUCCCUCCCUAUAAAAGAAGAACCUUCUCCUAUUUCCAAAAUGCGACCAGUGACAGCCAGCAUCACCACCAUGCCCGUCAGCACAGUGGUGUCCCGGCCGCCCCCCCAGGUCCAGAUGGCACCACCCAUAGCCUUAGAACCUAUGGGCAGUUUAUCUGCCAGCCUGGAGAACCAACUAGAAGCUUUCUUGGAUGGAACUUUACCCUCAGCUAAUGAAAUCGCUCCGCUGCAGAGCAGCAGCGAGGACAGAGAGCCCUUCUCGCUGAUCGAGGAUCUCCAGAACGACCUGCUGAGCCACGCGGCCGUGCUGGACCCCUCGCACUCGCCCAUGGAGACGGCCGAGGCCCAGUUUGCCGCCAGCGCUCCCUGUCUGUCGCUGGACCUUUCGGACUCGAACCUGGACAACAUGGAGUGGCUGGACAUCACCAUGCCCGGCACGUCGGCAGCACUCACACCGCUCAGCGCCGCCGCUCCCAGCAUGUUCUCUGCCGACUUCCUGGACCCGCAGGACCUACCGCUGCCGUGGGACUAAGGUCGCCGAGGUCUCGUCUCGGGAGUUCCUGACGCUGAAGCAGGGGAAGGUGAUUCAAAAAGGUCCGUUUUCAGAGACAGAUCCGCGGUUGCAUCCCUGCAGUUAUAAUAUGUUGUCACAGAAAGAACGGCUGGACGGUCGGGGUCCGGAAAGCACGUGUGCAGGCGUUUCAUUGCGUCCUGCAGUGCGUGUCUGCAGUUGCAUAGAGCACAGGGCCUGCUGUGAAGUCACACGAGGGCUCCUCUGUUGCUCCAGACUUGAGUAAAGAACGAGAGGUACCUUUAGAUAAACCAUGAAGAAGAGUGCCGUGCGCAGGGCGGUGGCCCAGGGGCUCUCUGGUGACGCACGACACUGGAGCCUCCCGGGGACCGUGCGCCCCAAGACGGGGCGGGCAGCUCCACCUGGUAGAAGAGGGAGGGGAGCGGUCCCUGCCCACGGCAUGGCCCGGAAAUGGCCGGAGCCCAGCCCAAGCCCCCGCGGGGUUAGAGGCGGGGGCAGCACCUGCCAGGCCAGUGACAGCGUCCUGCUGAAGACUUGUGGUUCCAUUCAGACACCAGUGUAAUUUUUUCCGUGUUGUAGUUUAUUCUGUGAUUUCUGGAAUCUUCUUUUAGAUUUCCAAAUUUAAAUUUCAGUGGAAGACCUUCCACCGCAACCAGACAGUGUCUACAAACUACUGUCGUAAACAAUCCACUGUAAAAAGUCCAGGUGUAUUGGUAACACUGAAACGCCUAAGAGCACAACCCCCUGGGUUGCUUAGGUUGAACUGUGUAUAUUAGACAGUCGUGUGCACCCCUGACCUUGCGGUUUGUACAGCCUGUGUUGGCCUAAGGGACUGGGCACCAGUGGUCCUACUUCUUUUAAUAACUCGAAUAUUUCUAGAGUACUUGAGCCACACGCGUUUCCGUAUUUAAGGAAUUGCCGACUGACGUUCAGGUAACCAGAGCCAUCUCAAAGAACCAAGAGGAGGCUUUCGCAUCACCUGCCCUCCUGAGCUGGUGAGCGGCACAGAGGGGGCAGCGGGAAGGUCUGUCGUCGCGCCCCGACACGCCCAGGGCGCUCAAGGGCAGCUGGGGCUGCCAGGCCGGCCAGCAGAGCCCCGCGCUGGCUGGCCUCGGCGUCGUCUCUCAGCCCUGGUUGCCGUUCGACAGGCUCGUAACUGGAUGUCACACCUGCGCUCUCACUCUGUAAUCAAGCUGACGAUUGAAAAACUGGAGGUUUUAUUAGUAGUUUUUUAUAUAGAAAAAUGUUAUAUUUGUUGAGUAGUUUCAGAAUUUUCUAAAAUGCCAACUACCGCAGGAUUUCCAAGACUAUUUCGGGCUAGUCUUUUAAGUGUAUGACAAAGUGUAAAUAAUGGAGGGGGAGGAAAAAAAAGAAAAAAAAAACCCACCCUGAAAUGCAUCCCCGCGCGUGGAGCUGUUUCUCCGGGCCCACGCGCGUGCCCUCCCGGCCCCGGGUGCAGACGCUGCCGGCAGCUUCCUUCUCUGGUCAGGAAGGGCUGACGUGCCAGCAGGCAAAGCAGAAGGCGGCCUGAGCCCGCACCUGCGAGGAGCCGCAGUCCCCUCUGGGUUCGCGUUUUGCCUGAGAACCCAUCUUCCUUCACGUUUUCUUUCCGUUUGUCAACUUCACCCCACGUGGGCAAAGGCCCUCCUCCCCGCGUUCAGUUGCCCAGAGCACUGGCGCUGGUGGACCGGCCGGUGCUGCUGGAGGGUUGAAGGCCCAGCCGGGCCUGCAGUGUGGGCUGGCGCAGGUACACGGCAUCGUGUAGCGACGGCCCGUCCAGCCCCUGGGAGCCAGUCCUGUGAACCAGGGCGACCAUUCCUUUCCAAGGGCCUGGCUCCCGGGCCAGGGCUGUUUCCUGGGGAAGGGCGGUCUGGGCCCUGGCGUUUCCUCUGCGGCUUCUCUGGUCCAUAUUUAGACUCUGAGCACCAGCUUCCUUGCGACUGAAGUUGAAGGCUUAUUAAACGAGCACUAAACAUUGCGGGACAGGAGGGGGCAGCUGAGCGGCUGGCGGGGGUCCUUUGGUGAACAGCGCCAUUCCAUCAUCCCGGCUGUGGGCACAAACCACGGUCCAGCCUCGGCUCCCUCUGCUGCUUCUGAGAGCGACGGUAGAAACAGGCCGCGGGGGGCUGCAGCACAGGGAGCGCCCGCUCCUACGCCCUCGUUCUCUCUUUGGAUGACGAGUUGCUCAGGUGCCCACUGCACAUAGGGGUUCAAACCUUCCCGCAGCAGCAUUUCCUUGAAAAGGCCACUCGUAGCUUCCGCCGGCCCUCCUGAACCCUGCGCAGCGCGCUGGGCACCUGUGACAUCAGUGCCGCCCUCUAGGGUCUCAGCGGCUGUUCCUGCUUCGGGUGAGGCCAGGGACCGUAUGCAGCAUGGUACGUGACCAGAGGGGAGCAGCGUCUGUGAUCACACCCCCUCCACCCCAACUCAGUGUGCACGACAGUAAGUGCGGCGGGAAAGGUGAGCAUGCGCUAAAAAGGACUGGCUUUUGUCUGAGCUCCACAGCCCUUCCACACAGGUCAGGACUGAGGCGGGCGUCCCAGUGGGCAGGCGUGUGUUUAGAAGUGGUCCCGUUGUGUAUAGUCUUGAAGGAUAUCACACCGCCAAGAAAACCGCUAACUCCUAAAUGAUGAUCUCACGUCCAGUCUUAUUUCCUAAAUAUUCCUGAAACACAGUAGCAUCGAGCCUACCUUUGUAGUGUGUAGGGGCAUCAGGUCCUGUCGUCAGGGAUGGGAGGAGAGGGUCACACCGCAGCUUCUGCAGCGUCUUGGGAGUCCGGGGCUGUGUGGUUGUCUUGUACAUUUCAGCAAAGCAGAUACUAGGAAACCCUUAGGACAGGGUGAUGGUUCAGUUCUAGUGUGUUUCCUGAAAUGUGCAAUCUACUGUAUAGCAUUUGCCACGUGUGCGUACAGAGAUGUAGUCUGAGUUCACGGAACUUCUGGCUCAGAUACGACUUGUAUUUUCUAUGAAUAUUUUUAUAGCACUAAAGAGCUAUUCAGAUUUCCUUUUCACAAACUGCACGCUUCUGGGUUCCAUUGAGUGCAGUUUCAGAACCGAGGCAACGGCAGCCUGGUGUCGCCCCCAAGCGGCCACCUGCAGAGGCGCCAUCAUGAGCCGUGAUGAGGGAUCAGGAACGUGUUACCCAUUGUGUCACCAAAGCUGAUCAGUUCCCCCACCCACCCCCGGAUCAUUCCAGGCCACGCAACUUUCAGGAUUCCCAGGCUGAAACCAGCCACCACAGCUGACACAACAGCUGUCCCCACAAGCGCGGCAACAGUCCCUUUACUGCCCACAGACUGCUCCCACCCUCACACGCUCCUGCCCCGAGACAAUGGCUGUCAGCGGCCACCCGCAUUGCCACCCAGGCCCGGGGGCCAGGCUCACAGGUAACCCUCCGCGUGUUACUGUCCAUCACUGCUAACAUCCAUCCUGAUCCUGGCACCAGAGCAGGAGACCCAAGUGUCCCCUGCCCGGAGGCCACAAUAUCAGACCACACUAUCAAAGAACACUAACUGGAAGGCCAGGGCUGUCAUGGAACUCAGCUCACAAGUGCAAGGAGGUGUGUCUGGAGAGCAUCCUGACUGCGUUGCGGCUCAUCCUUUAAGUGGUUUCAGUCAAAACUGGAAAAUAGCAAUUAAGAUGCAGUCGUUCUUGUUCCUGGUUCAGGCCUCCCCCUUUCUUGCAGUAUUUGAGGAACUGCAUCGUUGCAAAGGGUUUCCACCGGAAACCUCUGAGGCCUGUCAUUAAAAAGCUGCACAUGUUUACAAACGAGCUCUUCCCCUCCACGAGAACACGUUGCUCUGGGACUCCCAUGGGAAAAUGUCAUGACUCUGUGACAAGAGGAUGGCAGUCUCAGAUCUGCAAGGUGCUGUCUGGACUCAGCAUGUUAGUGGCGAUCGUGUUUCGCAGAGCUUUGUGCCAACCACCAAGACGAAGCUUUCACCAAGUUCCCGGAAUCACCGAGACGGGAAAGGUUACCUCUCCACACUGCGCCGUGAGGAAAUUUGCUCAUUGGGAAGGAGGAGGAAGCACUUAGGAAAGGGUUUAGUUGCUACCAAAAAAUACUUAACCUCGAGUAAUAGUAAUACAAACUUGCUUUAAAGGAACCAAAGGCAUUGCCAAGUAUUUGCCAAAAGCAGGCACUUUUUAUGUAAAAUUUGAGACGAAUGAGAUCUCAAAAAUCAGUCCCAAAAAGGUAUUAUCCACUUAAGGUUAUAAUUUUCACAGAGAUGUAGAUAUUUCUCUCUUGUUUUCAUGUAAAAUAGUAUAGAUUUGUUUUGUUGGGUUAAGAAUAGUACACAGUUAGCAGAAAUAAAGUUUUUUUUUUCUUUUCUACGUACAAAUUAGUUUUCUUGCUUGCAACAGAACUGCAACGUGAUAGGUGUUUCUCUUCUUAUUUUCAUUGUCACAUUAUGUCUUAGCAUCUCACUCUAUGAAAAAAAGGAGAAAGAUACCAAUCCACAGAGCCCUGCUUCUUAAAGCACUAGUUUAAUAACAAAAAAUUAUGGCAGUCGGGGGUCCAUUCAUGUAUUGCCUUUAUGUUGUUUUUUAAAAGAAAAACCAUGAUGCCUUUGUAUUUGCUGUUUGCACCCCUGAAAUCAAUUCCAUAUCAUGUUUGAAUGCCAUACAUUUUGCACAUGUACUGUACAUAAGUAACGCAUACUGUAUUUUUAUAUGUGUGCACAUUUAUCAUCGGAUCUUUUGUACAUAGUGGCUGUAUUGUAGCUGAUCGGGAAAUGUUUGAUAUCUCAGCAAUUUUGCAUUUUUGUGUCUCAAAUAAAAAACAUUUUGAUGUACUACAA